Messenger RNA from Aphanomyces invadans, 2681 nucleotides. RefSeq lists its product as hypothetical. The record is from RefSeq and is a predicted model, not a curated record. Lineage: Eukaryota; Oomycota; Saprolegniomycetes; Saprolegniales; Verrucalvaceae. Gene Ontology annotation, molecular function: SUMO-specific endopeptidase activity. Gene Ontology annotation, biological process: protein desumoylation. Gene Ontology annotation, cellular component: nucleus; cytoplasm. Bases 10 to 2634 code for a protein of 874 amino acids. The transcript has 11 exons.
GCCGUGACAAUGCUGCCGCCAAAAGCGCCGUCCACGCAACUCGCGGACGUAGUCGAGGUCGAGUUUGGGGCGCAAUACCAAUCGACCGGCAUGGGCUUGCGCGUCCAUCCUGCCACGGAGAAUGGUAUCGGUGCAUUGUUCGUGUUUAGCUACUUUGCGUCCCCCGUCCAAGUCGUGUCGCUUCCACCUUGUCGGUACCAAAUCGACGCAAUUGGGGACGUCAACGUGCGGUCAUGGCGAUUCGACGAAAUCAAAGCGCGCGUGCUCACCUGUCCAGUGUUUCCUGUGGUCGUCCGGUUCGUACGCAACCCAACGUUCUACACUCUGCAUUAUCUCGACCGUCCAUUGAACAUUCAGAUCGCCGAGCGCCAUCCGCUCGGACGCGUCGAGAUCGUUGAGUACUUGCACCCGCUCAAGACAUCGGAUUCAGUCCCGAAUCGAUUCUGCGGCUCCCAUUUCAUUCACUCUGUCAAUGGCCAGACCUUCACCAACACGUCCACGGGCAGUGCUGCGCUGGUCGACGCCAUUCGAAGAGGUGCCCUGCCCAUGGAGCUGGGGGUGGAAGUCGUGCAGACGAAAGAGAGCUUGUCAGCGCAGCAGUUGCUCAUCGAAGCGUAUCGAGACCAACCAAACGUAUCACGCCGCAGUACCAGCACGGUCCACACACUCGCAGCUUUUCCCACCGUAAUCAAUGCAUCGUCUCCACCCGACAGCAUCGUUUACCCACGCGCUCCUGCCGUGUCGACGAAGCGACCGGCAAAACGACCUCGCGCCACACCCGCCCUUCCAACCAAGACCAGUGACCCCGCGACAAAGAAAGCAAAACCCAUCGAAAACGAGCCAACAACGAUUGUCUUGGACGACUCGGACGACGACAGCCCGACGAUCGAUCCAACACCGACGGCUACCGUGGCGCCUGUGGUGCGCUCGACUCGCAGCACGAGAGCGGAUCCCCUUGGCGCCGAUAAAGUCGUCGCGACGCCUUUUGGAAUCGGCUUGAUUUUGAAUUCGCCCAUUGUAGCGCAGGCGCCCAUUGCGACCUCACUGGCAUGGUCGGCAGUCCAAGCGUCUUCCGGCGCCGCAACUCGCGCUGCCGUGGCGCUCCCUGGCGUGUUUAUAGUGCAACUACCCUACGGCAUCGGGUACUUUCAACGGUCGGCGCUGACCCCCAUCGACGACAAGGUUCAGUGUACUUAUUUCAAACAGCGCGCAAAGGGGUGGGUCGUGCUAACGUACGGCGACACGGCGCGACUGGUGGGCCAGCGCUUGCUCAACGACUCGGUGAUUGAGUUUUACCUGAGUUACCUCAUCGACACCUUGCCGUGGCAUGUCGUCGAGAGGACGUACAUGUGCAGUUCGUUUCUCUUUGGCCAGUACUUGAUAAACAAGAAGCAAGCGAAGAAGGGAAACGCGGCGUCGAGCAUCGAGCAAGCGUAUGCGUCUGUGGCGCGGUGGACGAAAACUGUCGACAUUUUCCAGACCAAGUACCUGGUCGUGCCGAUCAACGAAGACGGCCACUGGAGCGUCGCCAUCGUGUGCAACCUGUACAGAUUCGCGUCGACGUCGCAAUGCCGAUGUGCAGUGGACCCGAUGGCGGCCAAACCAACCGUUCCCACGAAUUCCUUACUCCACGUAUCAAAACGACCUGCCAAACCAAGUGCAUCCGCUCGGUCGCUCUUGCCAAAACGGACCAAGGUCGUGCAUGUGUCGACAAAAGCACCCACGAACACACUGGCCCAGGCAACUACGUCCGGUCUAUUCAUUCCACACCCACCUGCAUCAAGGCACAGCGACGCAGGUGGAAUGGAUGCGCAGCUAGUGUUGGCAGCAAACGAUGCACGAACGACUCUAGCCGACUCCAUGCCACCCACACAACAACGUAUUACCGACGAGCCCUCCACCGAACUUGAAGUGCACAACGUCGCUGUGCCAGCCAUACGUCAGUCGGAAGCGCCGGCGCCAAAGGAAGCAGCAGUGGCUCGACGAGCACCUCCAGAUACAUCUGCAUCGUGCGUAGUCACGUGUUCCAUGGAUGAAGAGGAUUCCUGUACAACGAAGCAGACUCUUGUCGCCGAUGCCUCCGAAACACCUGAAGCGCCGACAGCACCGAAAGCUUUCACGCCAAUCCCAGACCCAGCCUUACCCGACCGUCGUGCACGCUGUACAACGUGUGGCCUCGAGCGAAACUUGGACCAAGAUGAAAACCAUCGCCCUUGCGUUGUGUUUUUGGACUCGCUCAAAGCCCACCGCACGGGUCGCGUCUCUUAUUUUCUCCGCGAGUACUUGCAAAUGGAAUGGCGCGCUAGAAAAGCGCCAACGUGUGGGGUCAUGGCGUUCAAUGCAGCGAAUUUGCCUGCGAUUUGCCCACCUGAAAUUCCGCGCCAAGCCAAUUACACAGACUGCGGCGUGUUCGUCCUGCAUUACGUGGAACUAUUCCUGACGUCGCCACCGCUGGUAUCGACCGCAUUCGUGGCCACGAAAGGCGCCGACUCGCAAAAUGUUUUGACUGCUCAAUGGUUUCCACCUCAAGUCAUUCGAAAAAAGCGCGUCGCGAUUCGGUGCCUCAUCGAGCGACUUGCUCGGGACGGCGCCGCGCCACCGUUGAUUCUGGACACUCGUGAAGAAAAUCGAUAAACGUUGUGGAUUCCACGAUGCAGAUUUGAGUAGUCGGGAGCCUCUCG